Molecule: messenger RNA, 2058 nt
Organism: Aspergillus oryzae RIB40
Lineage: Eukaryota; Fungi; Ascomycota; Eurotiomycetes; Eurotiales; Aspergillaceae
Product: fungal specific transcription factor domain-containing protein
Exons: 4
Coding region: 1-2058 (685 amino acids)
Biological process (GO): positive regulation of transcription by RNA polymerase II
Cellular component (GO): nucleus
Molecular function (GO): transcription cis-regulatory region binding; DNA-binding transcription factor activity
Source: RefSeq, a predicted model, not a curated record
AUGCGACGAGUCAAAGCCAACUGGCGCCCCUUCGAGGAAACUAACGUGGCGGGGAGGGUAUCGACGGCAAAAAUCAAAAAAGCCGACUCGUCUCCUCCUAGCAGAAGAGAAAACCUAAGUAUCUCAACUUCUUCUCCUACAACAGAGCACUCAGCAGCACAAGUAAAAGAUCAACCGGCUGCUUCGCAGUCUCUCCCGUUGGAUGCCAGUGAUUUUGCCCAAUUCCUUGCCCCUCAAUUAAAUGGUUCCUCAAGUCCGUCGAAUAAGCGUCGCGUUACGCAGAAGAAUCUCUCAUUCUGCGCAGACAGUCUGCUAGACAACACAGACGUGGCACAUAUUGAUGAGGACGUCUUUGUGCCACCUUUAGAAGAAAUUGUGCCUCCAGAUGAGUCUCCAUGGCCAUCGGAUAUUUCACUUCCCACCGCUGAGUUUGAUACAAGCCCUGGGGAGACCACCCUCGCGAUCCCGGGGGAAGAGACCGUCCAUGAGUCCGACGACUUUAGCUUUGCUGCCCUUCUAGAAGGCGAUACUGAAGAUCUAGAAGCGAUCGUUCGACAGUCCGACCCAAGUGUGAGCCCAAAUCUGUUCCAGUUUGCAGGAACCAGUGUGUCUCCACGGUCACGACAUACAGACAUCAGCCUCGGUCUUUUCAAAGAGCCUGCAAUAUCUGCUGGUAGUCCUGAAAGGUUGAUUUUGCACUUUGACAGAUACACCUGCGGAAUACUAUCCGUGAAAGACGGGGCCCAUGAAAACCCGUGGCGGACAUUGAUAUGGCCAUUGGCUAAGGAUACGCCAGCCUUAUAUCACGCAAUUUUUUCUCUGUCUGCCUUUCAUUGCAGCAAGAAAAAUCCCUCCUUGAAGGUUUACGGGGUGGAGCACAUGCGCCGGAGCAUCGCUUGUAUGGUGCAGGACAUACAAAAUAUGAGAGCGGAUGCCGCUUUGGCCACAAGCCUAGCGCUCGCAUUUGCUGACACAUGGGACCGGGACACUCGUUCAUGUAUCCAACACCUCCGAGGAGCCAAAGCAUUGGUAGCACAAGUGGUGGGACUUGGAUUGCAAGCGGGCUUGUGUGCAGCCGAUUUGGACAGGAUUCGAUUCCUUUACAACACUUGGCUGUAUAUGGAUGUCAUUGCACGCUUAACAUCUCUGGAGGAAUCCGGGGAUCAAAAAAUUGAUUUAUCCAUCCUGCAGCUUCCCAAAGGCGCUGUGCAUGAGAUUGACCCUCUUAUGGGCUGCGCCACCACACUCUUUCCGCUGAUAGAUCGAGUUGCCCAGUUGAUCCAACGGGUGCGGAAGACUAAUUCCAACUCGAUAUCUCUCGUUUCGGAGGCCAUUGAGCUGAAAAGGCAUGUUGAGCAGUGGGAACCUCCUGACUGGUUCGAACCCCCUGAAGAUCCAACUUCAGAAGUGCAGCACAGUAUACAGAUCGCACAUGCUUAUCGCUGGGCAACGAUUCUAUAUCUCCAUCAAGCUGUUCCAGAGAUGCCUUGUGAGCCGGCGUCAGAACUCGCCAAGCGAGUAUUACUGCUGCUGGCCACCGUUCCACCGAGCUCCCGGACAACAAUCAUUCAAAUGUUUCCUCUCUUAGCCGCUGGAUGUGAAGCUGAUCAGGAGGAAGACCGGCAAUGGGUGCUAGGUCGAUGGAGAUCCAUUCAGACUCGUCUCAUGCUGGGUUCCAUCGAUCGCUGCAUAGACGUGGUCCAUGAAGUUUGGACUCGUCGAGACCAGUUUGAGGCCGAAAAGCAGCGGCGGCAGUUCCGAGGGGCGGGUCGUUCCAAUUCCCUUGACGAUCGGGAACCGGUGGGAAGAGAUGGAUUACCCUACAGAAACAUGGUACACGGGGAUCUAAAUAAUCCCGCCAUGUUUGCUAAAGAGUCAUACAGAAGACCCGCAGCUGAUGACCGGGCGAUAUCCUCCAGGGGAACUGGGAACCCACGGCGGAGUUCUGCGGUUUCUCCCCUGGAAAACAUCGAAUUUGAAAAAACCGUUAGGGGGAAUUUACAUUGGGUCAGUGUUAUGCAAGAAUGGGACUGGGAAGUCUUCAUCACGCUGUUAUGA